Messenger RNA from Gadus chalcogrammus (walleye pollock), 4204 nucleotides. Its product is annotated as electrogenic sodium bicarbonate cotransporter 4-like. The record is from RefSeq and is a predicted model, not a curated record. Gene Ontology annotation, biological process: regulation of intracellular pH; transmembrane transport; monoatomic anion transport. Gene Ontology annotation, molecular function: sodium:bicarbonate symporter activity; solute:inorganic anion antiporter activity; monoatomic anion transmembrane transporter activity. Bases 131 to 4204 code for a protein of 1357 amino acids. Gene Ontology annotation, cellular component: plasma membrane. Lineage: Eukaryota; Metazoa; Chordata; Actinopteri; Gadiformes; Gadidae. The transcript is spliced from 29 exons.
CCGGAGCAGAGUCUGUAGAACAGUACUUUUACUGCUACCGUCGUUCAGAUCUGCUAUCCCUUUGAUUUGCUUGACAUAAAGUUGUGUGAACGUACAUUCAUCUCUUCUCGCCUUCACCUUGCAAUUCAGGAUGGACCACCAGGACUGGCAGAGAGGAAGGAGUAGGACCCACCAUCACUAUGACGACGUGGAUGACCCCCAGCCGCUGUACAUCGGCGUUCCGGCCACGCAUCGGAGGAAACGUCGGCGGCAUCACUCGAGCGCCAACGAGCCCGACGGCAGCGAGCGGCAUCACGCGCACUACGACCGCCACGCGCACCACGACUACUCCCAGCGCGACUCCUACUAUGACCGGGACGACCGGGACGACCGGUACGACCGGGACGACCGCUACGACGAGGCGGAGGACCCCGCCGAGCCCCACGGACACUCUGACCUCACCGUCUCCCCGGCGGCAGAGCGGCUGCGGCAGCUCCUGGCAGAAGAGGACAGCAUCCCGACCCCCACCCUGUUCACCGAGAUGGACACCCUGCAGCAGGACGGGGACGAGCUGGAGUGGAAGGAGUCGGCAAGGUGGGUGAAGUUUGAGGAGAAGGUGGAGGAGGGAGGGGAGCGCUGGAGCAAGCCCCACGUCUCCACCCUGACCCUCCACAGCCUGUUUGAGCUGCGGACCUGCCUGCAGACCGGCAGCAUUCUGCUGGACCUGGAGGGCUUCUCCCUGCCCCAGAUAGUGGACGAGAUCGUGGAUCGGCAGAUAGCAGAUGGUCUGAUUGGUCCAGAGGUGAAGGACAAGAUCAGCUUUGUGUUACUACGGAAACACAGACAUCAGACCAAGAAGACAAUGCACCGCUCGCUGGCAGACAUCGGGAAGCCCUCCAACCCUACUCCUAACCGUAGUCCUCAAGCUAACCUGAGUCGUAGCACUAGCACCGCCUCCGGUAUUCAGCGCUCCACCGAGGACCUGCGGAGUCGCCAGGCCAGCAGCCUCGGCCGUCUACAUCCGGCCCAGAGCAGGAGCAUGAAUGAUAUUUCAGAUACACCGAGCAGCGACCAGCUGAAGAACAAGUUCAUGAAGAAGAUCCCACGAGACGCCGAGGCGUCCAACGUCCUGAUCGGCGAGGUCGACUUCCUGGAGAAACCGUUUGUCGCCUUUGUGCGAUUGGCUCAGGCCACGACCCUCGGUGGCCUCACCGAGGUCCCCGUUCCGACCAGGUUUCUGUUCAUCCUGCUGGGCCCUCGUGGCAAAACCAAAGCCUACAACGAGAUCGGCCGGGCCAUCGCCACGCUCAUGGUGGACGAUUUGUUCAGCGACGUGGCCUACAAGGCCAGGGACCGUGACGACCUGAUAGCGGGCGUGGAUGAGUUCCUGGACGAGGUCAUUGUCCUCCCUCCAGGGGAGUGGGACCCCAAGAUACGCAUAGAGCCGCCCAAGAAGGUCCCCUCCGCUGAGAUGAGGAAGUCCGUGCUGAAUAUCAACGAGCUGGGCCAGAUGAACGGAUCGGCCGGCGGGGGUGGAGGGGCGGGUGGAGAAGACGACGAGAUGCCCGCCCCUCAUGAGCUGGGCGAGGAGCUGGCCUUUACUGGGAGGUUCUGUGGAGGCCUGUGGCUGGACAUCAAGAGGAAGGCGCCGUGGUUCUGCAGCGAUAUCUACGAGGGCUUCCACGUCCAGUCCAUCUCCGCCGUGCUCUUCAUCUACCUGGGAUGCAUCACCAACGCCAUCACCUUUGGAGGGCUGCUAGGAGACGCCACUGAUAACUACCAGGGUGUGAUGGAGAGCUUCCUGGGUACCGCCCUGGCGGGGACCGUCUUCUGUGUGUUCGGGGGACAGCCCCUCAUCAUCCUGAGCUCCACAGGACCCAUCCUCAUCUUCGAGAAGCUACUCUACGAUUUUAGCAAGAGCAACGACAUCGACUACAUGGAGCUGCGGCUGUGGAUCGGGCUCCACUCCUGCCUGCAGUGCUUCAUCCUGGUGGCCACGGACGCCAGCUACAUCAUCAAGUACAUGACCCGCUUCACAGAGGAGGGCUUCUCCAGCCUCAUCUCCUUCAUCUUCAUCUCCGACGCCAUCAAGAAGAUGGUUGGAUCCUUUAAAUACUACCCAAUCAACCGAGGGUUCAAGCCCGACUUCAUCACAUCCUAUAAAUGUGAAUGCAUCGCUCCAGACCAGGAUUCUACAUUGGGCUUCAACAUUUCAGCUCCCCUUGCUGACGACAACAUGACUUUGUUGUACAACCUGACAGACAUGGAUUGGGGUUUCCUGAGUAAGAAGGAGUGUGUAAAGUACGGCGGGACGCUGGUGGGCAGUGCCUGCAAGUACGUCCCUGACCUGGCGCUCAUGUCCUUCAUCCUGUUCUUCGGCACCUACUCCAUGACCGUCAGUCUCAAGAAGUUCAAGUCAAGCCGCUACUUCCCCACCACGUUGCGUAAACUGAUAAGCGACUUCUCCAUCAUUAUCUCCAUCCUGGUGUUCUGUGGGUUGGACUACUUGAUGGAGCUGGACACCCCCAAGCUGCACAUUCCCACCCAGAUUAAGCUAAGGAAGCUAAUCAGUGAUUUUUCCAUCUUCAUGUCCAUCAUGACUUUCGUGGGUCUGGACAUGUUGAUGGGCUUAGACACUCCCAAACUCAUUGUCCCAACAGAAGUCAAGCCCACGCGUCCGGACCGCGGCUGGCUGAUCAUGCCCUUCGGGAAGAACCCGUGGUGGGUGUACGUGGCCAGCUUCGUGCCCGCUCUCCUCGUCACCAUCCUCAUCUUCAUGGACCAGCAGAUCAGCGCCGUCAUCGUCAACCGCAAGGAGAACAAGCUCAAGAAGGGCUGUGGCUACCACCUGGACCUGCUGUGGGUGGGGGUGCUGAUGGCCGUGUGCUCCUUCAUGGGCCUGCCCUGGUACGUGGCCGCCACCGUCAUCUCCAUCGCCCACAUCGACUCCCUGAAGAUGGAGAGUGAGUCCAGCGCCCCCGGGGAACAGCCCCAGUUCCUGGGCGUCCGUGAGCAGAGGUUGACGGGCAUUCUGGUGUUUGUUCUGACCGGAGUCUCAGUGUUCCUGGCUCCAGUCCUUCAGUACAUCCCGAUGCCCGUUCUCUACGGAGUCUUCCUCUACAUGGGAGUGGCUUCCUUGAGCGGCAUUCAGUUCUGGGAGCGCAUGAAGCUGUACCUGAUGCCCGCCAAGCACCAGCCGGACUUCUCCUUCCUGCGCCACGUGCCCCUCAGGCGGGUGCACCUCUUCACCCUGGUGCAGAUCAUCUGCCUGGCCGUCCUCUGGACCCUCAAGUCCACCUUCCUGGCCAUCAUCUUCCCCGUCAUGAUCCUGGGUCUGAUGGUGGUGCGGAAGCUCAUGGACAUGAUCUUCUCCCAACACGACCUGGCCUGGCUGGACGACAUCCUGCCGGAGAAGGAGAAGAAGAAGAAGGAGGACGACGGAGACAAGAAGAAGAGCAAGAGGCGGCCGGUGGAGCCCGAGAGUGACGAAGAGGUGAGGGGGGUGCACACACACACACACACACACACACACACACUCCAAGACCUCGCAUCCUCCUCCUCCUCCUUCUCCUCCUCCUGUGACGAUUCCAAUGGAUACCAUAACCCCGCCUCCACACUCAGACAGCGCCCCCGUCACCCCUUCGACCCCAUCCCCAACCCCCCCUUAACAGGAGUGAGCCCUUACACGGCCGUGCUGACCACCACUCCGGACUCCGACCACAGGUACUGUGUGUUGGAGCUCCGCGUGCCCUACAGCCACAUCCUGUCUGUCCCCGUAGACACUGCUCUGGCAUGGGACGCAACCACUGCACCCAAGCACCAUGCACCUGCCAACCCGGUCUACCUGACGGGGGGCGCUCCCUGGGACCCCCGGCUCGUCCCACCACCACCACCACCACCGCCGCCGCCCUGCUCGGCAUCACCGCCGUCGCCAUGCCAACCGGCCCCCCCGCCCCAGCCCGCGCAGGUCAGCAUCCGGGUGGAGACAGAGCUCCAGCGGUCGCUGCUCUCCUACCGCUACCAGCGGCCGCAUAGCGGUAGCGAUAGCAGUAGCGUUGGCGGUAGCCGUAGCACGGUCUCCAGGGUCACCGUCCACCCAGCUUACGACCCCCCUCGCCCCGCUCCUCCAACCGUCCACCCACACACAGACUCCUCUGUCGCGGCGCGGGACGACGCACCCACACACUCGGGGCCACGCAGCGCAUGCGGCGAAACGGUUCUGUGA